AUCUUCCAGCCCCCGACAUGGCAGUCUCCCAGAGGACGCUCAACUGGUUGUAUUCCGUCCUCACCAAGGACCACUACGACCCCAACCAGACCUACCACGAUCCCAACCGUGCCUAUCACGACGUCGUCAAUGCGCUCGCUCAGUACCCCUCGCUCUCGCCUCGUACCGAUGUUUACACCUUUGAGAAUGGCUUCUCGGCCCUGCUCCUGCACCUUGUGGGCACGCUGCCUGUGGCCUUCCGUGGCACCACAUAUCGAUUCCCCGUCGCGCUCUGGAUCCCAAAUACCUAUCCUCGCGAGCCUCCUAUAGUCUAUGUGACGCCUACCCAAGACAUGAUGGUUCGAGUUGGACAGCAUGUUACGCUCGAGGGGCGCGUGUAUCAUCACUACCUGGCACACUGGGCCGAGGCGUGGGAUAGAUCAUCCAUAUCCGAUCUUCUCUUGAUCCUCCGAGAAGUUUUUGCGAAGGAACCCCCCGUUCGAAAUCGACAACAAAUGGCCCCUCAAUCCCAGACCCAGCAGACGCAGACUCCGCCCCCAUUACCUCCUCUGCCACCAGGGAUGGGGCCUUCAUCAACACCUCCAGCACAACCGCAGUCUGCCGAACCGGUGAUACAGACUCCCCCGCAGCUGCCACCCAAGCCUGGAGCUGCCACUGUACCUCAGCAGCUGCCAACACGCACGGCGGAGCAGUAUCAGUCUCCCCCACCACUUCCUCCGCUGCCUCCGAAGGAAUAUAAUGCCGGUCGAGUUACCUCAUUAAGCCGUGCUUCCAUGACCAGCGCGGGCGGCGGCCAGGUACCUCAACAAUUCGCUACUUCUCCUCACCCAGUCCAGCAACCUAUGUCACCCUCGGUAUCACAGGGUCAAACAGCUCACGGUAGGAACAUGAGCGGGCCAGUCGGCCCUGCAGCUGGACCACAACAGGUAUUGUUCGCUCAUCAUGCUGGGCCACCUGUUCCUCAAGUUUCCCCCCAACAACCGCCUCACUUUUCACAAGCACCACCGUCACAUUACCCGGGAUACCAGCCCCAGUCUCAGCAACCCCCGGGGCCUCCAUAUCCCACAAACUCACCACAUCCUUCGAAUUUCCAGCGGCCGCCUCCAGCGGCGCCGGCACCGAAGGAAACGCCAGACCUUCUCACAUCGCCGUUUGAGCUUGAGCUGCCAUCAUUUGCGCCCGCGGGGCCUGCACCACCGAUCCCACCAAAUCCAGAGAAAGAUGCCUUGCUACAUGCGGUAUCCCAAACUCUUGCUGAGACCUUGCGAGCCCAAGCAACGCAGUCCGACACCGCAUCGCAAUCGCUCGUCUCUCAGUCGCGAUCAUUGCAGGCUACAAUGGCCACGCUUCAAGGGGAAGUCACCGCACUCAAUUCCCUCCACGCAACGCUCCAAUCCAACACUGCGGUCCUGCAGCAGUCUAUCCACCGUGCAGACGCCACCAUCGCUGAUGCUCAAGCCCGCUCAGUGUCCAUCUCGUCCUCUGCUGCGUCUUCCUCUGCCGCUGCUGGGUCUUCAGACCCCCCAUCGGGUCUUCCCCCCAUUGACGAGGUCCUGGUCGCUCCCACCGUAGUAGGGAAGCAGUUGUAUGAUUUAGUUGCCGAGGAACAAGGUCUCCAACAUGCGCUGUACGCGUUACAAGCAGCUCUGGUCCGUGGUGUGAUAGGGGUCGAUUCGUGGUCUCGACAUACGCGUGGCCUCGCGCGUGAGGCUUUCUUUAAACGCGCGCUGAUCCGUAAGAUCGGGCGUGGGAUGGGGUUGGAGGAAACUGUGCCGUGA
Molecule: messenger RNA, 1778 nt
Organism: Penicillium cinerascens
Lineage: Eukaryota; Fungi; Ascomycota; Eurotiomycetes; Eurotiales; Aspergillaceae
Exons: 4
Coding region: 18-1778 (586 amino acids)
Biological process (GO): protein transport; protein modification process; endosome to lysosome transport
Cellular component (GO): ESCRT I complex
Molecular function (GO): ubiquitin binding
Source: RefSeq, a predicted model, not a curated record